AUGGAGACUAAGAAGGAGCAUUACCUCAAUCUGAUGAAGCUAUACGGGGUCUAUUGCGAUAUAUUCGAUGAAAUAUAUAAGCUCAAGACAUCCGAUAAAGAAGAAAUCGAAAAAUUGUACAAUAAUGUCAAAAAUAACCUGAUCAAUACAAAAAUUUGCACUCCAGAUCGUAUAAUAAAUGCAAUAACACAGGCUGCAUGUAUUAAUCACCGCUACAUGAAUUCUUAUUUAGAUCUUGCCCAUUUGAUAAUUGAAGAAUUCCAUCAAGACAAUAAAGAUUUACUUUAUUAUAAAGAUCAACUGGAAGCAAUUUUCCAAGAAAAACCAAUAUUGAAAGUUAUUAUGAAUGAUGACAAAUGUACAUUCAUUUCACUCAUUGAAAGUGAAGAUUUUCAUGAUGAAAUAUUCAUGGUUCCUAGUGUUUAUCCUGCUUACUAUGAAAGUAUUUUGACUUAUCUUGAUGUUUGCUGCUUUUAUGGUUCUGUUCACUGUUUCAAACUUUUAAGAACUAAAUACAACUCACAAAUUAGAAUAGAAUCUCUUGAACUCGCGUUUUUGGGAGGAAAUCCAGAUAUUAUCAGUGAAUGCUUAAAAGUUAUCAGACCAAACAGGCAUUGCAUGGUAAAUGCAAUCAUGUCACAUAAUAUCGAUUUUGUCACAUAUCUGCGAAAUGAAUUUGAAAUUGAAAUUAGAAUAUCAAUAUGUGCAUACUAUAAAAAUCUUCGUGCAUUUUUAGUAUACUUAGAUCAAACAAAUGACAUUAACACUUGCUUUAUUUAUUCUCCACUUUUCCAAAUUCAAUCGCUAUGCGAAUAUCUUCUUUCGCAAGGUGUUGAUUUUCGUUCAAAGGAUGAAGCUCGUUCGGCCCUCUUGAAUGCAUUAGGGUCCAAUAGGUUAGAACUUGUUAAUUUACUUAUUUCGCUUGGAAUAGAUAUCAAUGCUAAAAACACGUUUGGUGAAACACCUUUUUUAUUCGCGGUUGGACACAGUAGUAUUGAUAUUAUUAAAUUGCUAAUUGCACAUGGCGUGGAUAUUAAUGCGAAAAAUGAAUUUGACUUUUAUCCAAUUCAUGCGGCAGUUCGUAGGCAGAGUACAGAAAUUGUUGAACUUUUAAUUUUACAUGGUGCAAAUAUUAAUGUGAAAAAUCGACCUGAUUUUUAUCCAAUACAUGAAGCUGUUUUAAUGGAUAAUAAGGAUAUGGUAAGACUUCUCAUUUCGCACGGCGCAGAUGUAAAUCAAAAAAAUGAUAAGGGAAUAACUCCUGUUUAUUUUGCAAUAAUGAAAGAUAAUAAAGAAAUGACAGAACUUUUGAUAUCUAAUGGGGCAGAUAUUAAUAUUAAAAACAACAAUGGAAAAACUGCUCUUGACUCUAUAUGCGAUUAUGGACAUCAUAAAAUAAAAGAUUUCCUACUCUCCAAAGGAGCAGUCCAUAGCGAGAGAUGGCUUGAAUUACAUCAGCCUCUAAGAAAAUGCCUGCUAAUAUGA
Trichomonas vaginalis G3 is the source of this 1485-nucleotide messenger RNA. Its product is annotated as protein ubiquitination. The record is from RefSeq and is a predicted model, not a curated record. Bases 1 to 1485 code for a protein of 494 amino acids. NCBI's taxonomy places the organism in Eukaryota, Parabasalia, Trichomonadida, Trichomonadidae. Gene Ontology annotation, molecular function: protein binding. The transcript has a single exon.